UAUAUUUGACUAGUUCCAUUGGCCUCAUAUUGGUCUUACUAUGUCUUUCUCUGACCCUCAGUGACUUUUGCUCUCAAGGGUUGGAAAAAUUGGGACAAAUGGUCACUGAGCUUAUUGAGAAUGCUUUAUGAUGCUCUGUAAAAAUAGGGUCUUGGGUGAAAAAUACACAUGGUCUCAUUGGGAGAAGAAGGCAUCAGGAAAGGGAAGGGGCUGGGGAUUGAAACUCCCUGGGCCUUGUGGCUCCAGCCUGCUGAGGACAGGAGCUUGGCUUUGAUGGCAGGCCUUUGGUGAUAUUUCUGGCUGCCUGGCCCCAAGGGUAUGAACUGGAGUGUGUUCCCAGCUCGCCACGGGGAACUUUCUGGAUGGCUUUAUUAUUCAGAGCAUAAGAUGCUUUGGCUCCAAUAGCCGGAGACAGUCAGCGAUUCUGCAGAGCUGGGUUCUCAGCAGCAGAGGUGAGCAUGUGGGUGGUUUCAGACACAGGAGGUUUGGCUCAGUCCUUUUUAGAGCUAGCCUUCCGCAAAGCAGCCAGAAUCACUUGGCCCCCUGGGCCCUAAUCCAGGCCUGAAAUGUGACAGGGUGGGGAGAAAUGGGAAGGGAGUGGCCUCUGACUGUAUCCUCCCUGGACUGGAGCACUUAGAGGGUGGGGAAUGCAGCUGAUUCUUUUUUGUAUCUCCCAAGCCUGAUGCCCUGGGACAGGUGUCUUGUAUCUCAUAUGUUGAGGGCUUACUAUAUGCUAGGCAUUAGUUCAUUUAAUCCUCACAACAACCCCAUGUGAUAAGUUCUGCUAUUAUUCUCAUUUUAUAGGUAGCUGAGGCUCAGGGUAGUGGAGUAGGAUUCACAGAGAUUACAAAGCUGUGCUACCCUGUCGUCUCAGCAUGGCCCUCAGAGAGCAGACAGUCAGCAGAGUGGGAGGGUGGUGAGGAUUCUCUUACAUGUGGCUGCUUGGGGUGAAGCCUGGAAUAGAAAGCAGCUAACUCCUGGGACAAGCCUUCAACUUGGUACAGAGCCUUGACCAUCCUGGCUCUAAGAAGUAUGACAUUAACUAUUUGGAGAAUAACGUAGAAUGUAGCAUUUUGUCGCUUCGCUAAGGCCUUACUUUAUAUCAAUAAUAAUACAAGUACAUAACCAAUCCAUUAAGGUCUUAUUUUUGUUUGUUUGUUUGUUUGCGGUACACGGGGGCCUCUCACUGUUGUGGCCUCUCCCGUUGCGGAGCACAGGCUCUGGACGCGCAGGCUCAGCGGCCAUGGCCCACGGGCCCAGCCGCUCCCCGACAUGUGGGAUCUUCCCGGACCAGGGCACGAACCCACGUCCCCUGCAUCGGCAGGCGGACUCUCAACCACUGCGCCACCAGGGAAGCCCCAAGGUCUUAUUUCUUUUCAGUCACUGAGGCAGGGGCUUUAUGUAUAUCAUUUCAUUUAAUCCUCACAUCAAGCCGUGAAUAGGUAUUAUUAUCCUUCUGAGGAGAGAGACAUUAAAUAACUUGGCCAAGGUCACAGCUAGUGAGUUACAGAGCCAGGAUUCAACUGAAGAAUGCGUGGCUCCAAGAUCUCCUGAUUCUCUGAGCAUCAGAGACCUGGCUCAAUUCCUGGUUCCUCCAUGAACCAACGGUGUGCCCUUGGCAAGUUGGUUAACUUUUCUGGGCCUCAUUUUCCACAUCUGUGAAAUGGGUAGGUUGAGCUAGAUGAUGUGUUAGGCCCCCUCCGUCUCUGAUAUCUAGACUUUGAACCCCUUGAAGGAUAUCACUUAUGUAUCCCCAGCACCUAGCAGAGGGCCUGGCCCAGAGUGGGUCUAAGUCCAAGUCUGUUGAGCUAAAUCUAUCCUGAUGGGGCCCCAGCUCUUAGCUCCACAAGUAGUUGCCAUUUCCAAAUCUCUGCAUUUCAUAGCCUCCCCCAUCCAAAGAUACCAUAAUUUAUCCAUUUUGAUUGUUUUCCAUUUUUCGUAUUAAAAAAAAAAUGUUACUGGCCCAGGGAGGUGGGGCCUGCCGCCAGGGGGAUCCGUCCGCUGUCGUUGCAAAGUGGAACUCUGCCACGCGGUCAGCCUGCCACACGGUCAUUCUGCCGGCAGGCACUGUACAAAUCCAUGGGGAGAAAAGUCCAAGCAGUGAGGCCUCCGCUGCACCGGCCAUCCUCUUCUCCCAGGCCUGGGCCCUAGUUGGCCCUCCUGCCUCCCCUGCCCCGCCCUGCACAAGGGGGCUUGCGAAUGGUCAGGCAGCCACCCAGACGCCUUCCUUCCUCUCCAGACAAGAUGGCGGGGUGCGAGGCUGGUGUGGCUUUAGGGCAGCUGCACCUUUCUCGGCAAGAUCUCAACACUUUGGAUGUUACCAAGUUGACGUCACUUUCACAUGAAGUUAUCAGCAGACAGGCCACAAUCAAUACAGGUACAAUUGGUCAUGUAGCUCAUGGGCAAUCUACGGUUGUAAAAGCUGUUUCUGGAGUUCACACUGUCAGGUUCAAAGAUGAACUAGAAAGAAACAUUACAAUCAAACUUGGCUAUGCUAAUGCUAAGAUUUAUAAACUUGACGACCCAAGUUUUCCUUGGCCAGAAUGUUAUAGAUCCUGUGGAAGUAGUACACCUGAUGAGUGUCCUACAGAUAUUCCAGGGACCAAAGGGAACUUCAAAUUAGUCAGACAUGUUUCCUUUGUUGACUGUCCUGGCCACGAUAUUUUGAUGGCUAUUAUGCUGAACGGUGCCGCAGUGAUGGAAGCAGCUCUCCUGUUGAUAGCUGGGAACGAGUCUUGUCCUCAGCCUCAGACUUUCAAAUACCUGACUGCUAUAGAAAUCAUGAAACGGAAGCAUAUUUUGAUUAUACAAAAUAAAAUUGAUUUGGUAAAAGAAAGCCAGGCUAAAGAACAGUAUGAACAGAUCCUUGCAUUUGUACAAGGUACAGUAGCAGAAGGAGCUCCUAUUACUCCAAUUUCUGCUCAGCUAAAAUACGAUAUUGAAGUUGUCUGCGAGUACCUAGUAAAGAAAAUUCCAGUACCCCCAAGAGACUUUACUUCAGAACCCCGACUUACUGUUGUUAGAUCCUUUGAUGUCAACAAACCUGGCUGUGAAGUUGAUGACCUUAAGGGGGGUGUAGCUGGUGGUAGUAUUCUAAAAGGAGUAUUAAAGGUGGGCCAGGAGAUAGAAGUCAGACCUGGUAUUGUUUCCAAAGAUAGUGAAGGAAAGCUCAUGUGUAAACCCAUCUUUUCCAAAAUUGUAUCACUUUUUGCAGAGCAUAAUGAUCUUCAGUAUGCUGCUCCAGGAGGUCUUACUGGAGUGGGAACAGAAACUGGCCCCACUUUGCGCCGGGCUGACAGAAUGGUGGGGCAGGUGCUUGGUGCAGUUGGAGCUUUACCUGAGAUCUUCACAGAAUUGGAAAUUUCCUAUUUCCGGCUUAGACGGCUUCUAGGUGCACUCACUGAAGGAGACAAGAAAGCAGCAAAAGUGCAAAAGCUGCCUAAGAAUGAAGUGCUUAUGGUGAACCUAGGAUCCCUGUCGACAGGAGGAAGAGUUAGCGCGGUCACGGCUGAUUUGGGCAAAAUCGUUUUGACUAAUCCUGUGUGCACAGAAGUAGGAGAAAAAAUUGCCUUUAGCCGAAGAGUUGAGAAACACUGGUGUUUAAUUGGUUGGGGUCAAAUAAGAAGAGGAGUGACAGUCAAGCCAACAGUAGGUGAUGACUGAAGAAUUAAAUAACAGAUUUGGAUGAAGUCGGAAUUUCUCUUCACCUAGGGGUAUAUUUUCAAAGCAAUAGUGAGGAAUUAAUUUCACAGCUCAUUACCUUAGGAGUAGCUGUAAGGUUAUUCUCAUUUUUUAGUGAUGAAAAGUUAACCUCUAAAAUAGGGUCUACAAUAAAUGUAAAAAUGGCAUAAUGUUGGCAUAAUGUUGGAUUGAAUCUACAUUUUACCAGAAACUAAUCAUUCCCAAAUAAUGUCUAAUUUAUACAUCAGUGCAGGUUUGAAAGGAAACUGCUACAACUAGCCUUUGCUGUAGCACA
Globicephala melas (long-finned pilot whale) is the source of this 3976-nucleotide messenger RNA. NCBI's taxonomy places the organism in Eukaryota, Metazoa, Chordata, Mammalia, Artiodactyla, Delphinidae. The record is from RefSeq and is a predicted model, not a curated record.